CACAGAUAUUCGCUCCUUCGCUUUCGCCGACGGCAGGACACUAUUAUCUCUCUUGAUUGUCGCUUUCCGAGGGGGGGAGGCGACAAUGGCUGACUCGCUAAGGAGACUGGUGAACACUUCCACAUACAGCAUCCUGCAGGAUAAACUCGAGAGCUGGUACAAGGACUAUCAUCUUAUUUCAUGUGACCAGAACCUGAACCGGUGCUGUGAACUCUUGGAGCUGACAUCCAAAGUUCAAGGGCAGCUUUUUACAAUAUUAAAUUUAACUGCUAGAGAAGGGGGCCAUUAUGCUGGUGUAGAUACCCUCAAAUCACGUUUCUUACCAUGGCUGGGAUCUUGCUUUUCCAUAGCAUCUUCAGGAGUGACAAGUGACACAAGUUUCAGUCUUAUUCAGGAGUCUAAAGAGAAGGACAUGAAGAUUAGAGAGCUUUCUAUUUCCCAUGAGCAUGAAAUAAAAAAAAUGGAGACCCAACUAAAUUCAGCACAGAUGCAACUGGAUGCAGUUAAACAAGAAUUAGAUGAUGCACAAUUAGACCUUGAUGAGACAAGAAACAAGUCCGCAACAACUCUUCUUGCAACUGAAGAUGAAAUUAUUCAGCUGAAGGCAGACUUGAUGACAGCUCGAGAUGAGGCUCAAAUAUACAAAAGGAAAUUAGAUAUUCUUGAUGAUUAUGAAAGGCAAAUGAGAAUGCUUAAAGAUGAAAUAUCCAUUCUUACAACAGAAAAAUCACUACUUCAGGACAGGCUAAUUAGAAGCCGGUCAUCUAGCCCCCUCGGUCAUCGAAGUCGUUCUCCUAGUCCGCUACCAUAUAUCAGGAGCGAAUCUCCAUCUUGGACAAGGCUGUCUAACUCUACACGCCAGUCCCGGAUGAUAAGUCGAUUCAGUGACAUUUAUACUAUUGAGCGUCUGGAUGCCCAGACCCUACUAAAACGCUACAUUGAUGAUAUAGAGAUGGUGCAAAGGAUCAUUUUUAUUGCUACAGUGGAAUCUUUCCAUGCUGCUAAAAUGGCCUUCAGGCAAUUUAGGCUACGAGUAAGAAAGACGCUUUCUCCCACACAUACUGGACAAGAGUCCCUGGAUGACACUGUAAUGGACUAUAUUAUUCGCAACUUGGAUUUAUAUGAUGUCCAGUCAAGUGUUAAUGAUGUGAUCCGUGCAAUGAAUGUGAAUCCAAAGAUCUCAUUCCCACCAGAAGUCGACUUUAUCCUCAUUAGCAGUUUCAUCCGGGAGGUUUGUCGUUUGGCCUUUUCAAUGCAGACCCUGGAGCCUCCUUUGGACAUUGCUUUUACAACUGAUGGAGAGCUCUUCAGUGAUAACAAAUACCGACGCAGCUAUGACUCAGAGUAUACUGCUCCUCUGGUGGCGUACCAUGUGUGGCCAGCACUUAUGGAAGGAGAUUCUGUCAUUGUAAAGGGGGAGGCCGUCACAAAGAGGGGGGCUUUGCAGUGGUCACCAAGAAGGAGCAGAAGCCGAAGCCGUAGUACCAGCCCGGUGCGAUCACGGACCAGCAGCCCUUCUCGUGGACUGAGCUCCCUGAACCGCAGUGCCUCUCCUGGAAGGCUGUCUCCCAGCCGGCUUUAAUUCUGCUUCCCAGUGAUGAAUCCAUCAGAUUAGGGGAUCAGUUUUUCAAGUUUCUCAUAUUGUUUUUUUUUUUGUUUUUUUUUUUUCAUAUAAAAGUACCUCAUUGCAAAAUGUGAACAAAAUAGUUAUUGCAAUCUAAAAAGCAAACCUCCUUGUAUGUGUGCAUGUAACAUUUUUUUUAUAUAUUCGUUACAACUCCACACUGGCUGCUGAUGCCGUGCAAAUCCACUUCAGUAUGGCACAUCAAUGAAAAAACGAUGUAUGCAUUCAUCCAAACUACUUUUGGUGCUACUGUUUUAAAGCAAAUAGAACAAAAUUCAAAGGGCUACAGACAUUAUUGGGUAUUUUUACACUCAAACCUGAAUUGGUGAAGGCAGCUGGUGCUCAAUAUUCUUCAGAAAACAACAAUUGUUUUUGCAGUGUUAUUUUGAUUAUGUGAGAAGAAACAGUUGUGUGGCAAUGUGCAGUAUAUCUGCAUUAAUAUUUUGAAGAUUAACUCAGUUAUCGAACAGCAAAACGUGUCCUGCACAUUAGCACUUUUAGCAGUGAUUGACUCAGUUUGUUAACAUAAAUGACCUAUAAAAAUUAAUUUGGUGUUUUCUUUCUUAUACUAAGCUUCCUCUCCCUCCAUGUUACAAAUGAAAUCUCUGAACGUCGAAAAUCUGCAUGUUAGCCUUGCACAUGAAUUGAAGCCAUUCGUCUACUAUGAGACGCUUCCAGUUUUUAAUCCUGAUCUGUGAGUAAAAUGAACUUCUGGGUAAUACAGAUUAAUGUGAGGAGUUUCAUUGUUGGUAAAUGAUAACAAUACAUAUUAAUAUAAAAACAAACCUUGUGCAAUAACAUCACAUCAAGAUUCUCGUUUAAAGUUACUGAAAAUCUCUUCCAAUCAUUUUUAAACCUGCUUAAUCCAGAGUUACAGUUAUGAGCUGCUUAAAUAAAUAACUUUUCAAUUAAAAAAAGAAUCCAUUUUGAUAUUGUACAAGACACACAAAUUACAUGGAAUCUUUGGAAGUGUUUCAUAUACUGUACAAAACAUUCAAAUAUCUGAGCCAGUGCAAAAUACAUGACACACAAUUUAAGAUUAGGUAAAAGUGCAGUUGCUUACUUUUAUCAAUGCAUACAAAACAUAUUUUAAAUAUCUUUUUAACAAUAUACAUUGUACAGUACAUAUUUUAACAACAAGAAAGACGUCUUUUUCAUGGCUUGUUGGCAUGGAGCGAUACGUUGAUUUAGGAUAAAGUACCAAGUACAAAUUAAAGUCUUUCUGAGAGAAUGCGUGCUAAUAUUCUUAUCACGUUUGACAAAUGACGGUGUGUGGCAGCUGUUGGGAUAGAGGGGCACAAAUGUAUAGUGUGGCUUUUCACUAACAUGUCGUGCUAAGAGUGAAAUGAAUUAAAUUUUCUAUGAUCUGAAAAUAAUUUAGGCGCAUGUACUUCUUGCCACACUGUAUAGUUUUUUUCUUUAAUAAUGAGCAAGCAUUACAAUAAAUUUUUUUGAGAACAAUUGACAUUAUGCCAAAAAAUUAGAUGACAAUGAAAGAAUUUGAUCACCUGUGUGAAGUUUUAUUUACUGUCUGACUUUUUACUGUAUGGAUUUUUUUUCAAUAUCUUAACAAGUGUUGUGUGCCUUUUAUAAUUAACAUUUUACAAUAAAUUUUUCUCAAAACAA
This is a messenger RNA of Erpetoichthys calabaricus (reedfish), 3250 nucleotides long. RefSeq names its product spermatogenesis associated 18 (gene spata18). The record is from RefSeq and is a predicted model, not a curated record. Gene Ontology annotation, cellular component: mitochondrial outer membrane. NCBI's taxonomy places the organism in Eukaryota, Metazoa, Chordata, Cladistia, Polypteriformes, Polypteridae. Gene Ontology annotation, biological process: mitochondrial protein catabolic process; mitophagy by internal vacuole formation. The transcript is spliced from 12 exons. Bases 86 to 1582 code for a protein of 498 amino acids.